This is a messenger RNA of Wasmannia auropunctata (little fire ant), 1139 nucleotides long. Its product is annotated as ankyrin repeat domain-containing protein 16-like. The transcript is spliced from 3 exons. The record is from RefSeq and is a predicted model, not a curated record. Gene Ontology annotation, molecular function: protein binding. Lineage: Eukaryota; Metazoa; Arthropoda; Insecta; Hymenoptera; Formicidae. The coding region runs from base 171 to 1121 and encodes 316 amino acids.
AAAUCGACCACGGGCAGUAUCAGGAGCAUGUAAAGCAUGUUCCAUGCCGACUCUCAAAUCUCGCCGAUUGUCCGUUACUAUCUUGGUUUUACGCAAAAUUUUUUAUAUUCGUUGUUAGUCCGGCUUCCUAAUUAUAUCGAGUUAGAAGUUUGAUUAUUUUUCGGCGAAGUAUGUUCAAUGAUGUUGCGAAAGCAAACGUCGAUGUGUCGCGCGACUUUCUGCGUGCCUGUCACAGCAGUGACGUACAUAAAGUGGAAACUCUGAUUGAGAAACACGGAAUUCGCGAUUGGAGCGACUUUCGUCACGUGGCAUCCGGCGAUACUGCGUUGCACGUGGCCGCACGGCAGGGAGAUAUGAAUAUCGUGAGAUAUCUGUGCGAGCGUUUCGACAUGCCAGCAUUUAAAAUCAGCGUUACCAACAAAGACAUGAAGAGGCCAUUACACGAAGCUGCACAAUUCGCACAGGAAGACAUUUUGAAAUAUUUACUGGAAAAAGGUGCAUCGGUAGACGCUUUAAAACGCGGCGACUGGACACCCCUUAUGCUUGCAUGCACCAAAACUGGUCCCGCGGCACGUCAAUGCAUCAUAGCCCUUUUAGCCGCUAACGCUAACGCAUAUUUACGCAAUAAAGACGGUUGGACGCCGUUGCUCAUUGCCUGCCGAACUGGUGAUGAAAAGGCGAUUGAUAUAUUGUUGAAACAUUUGCCGAAAUGCAUCGACGAUCGAAGCAACAAUGGCCGUAGCGCGUUGCACAAUGCAGCAUUUCAUGGCCAUGAGAGAGUGAUUAACUUGCUCGUCGCGUCAAAUGCAAAUCUUCUGAAUGCACGGGACUCUUCAGGAUCCUCGCCGCUUCAUGAAGCGAUGAAGCAUGGAAAGCUGAAUGCAGCAAAGUGCAUUGUACAUCUGGGCGCCGACGUCAAUCUCACAGACAAUGUCGGUCAAACUAUUCUGCACGUUGCCGCACUAUCUGGCAACGCAGAGGCUGUUGAGUACAUUUUGGAGCACCAUCUGAUUGAUGUGAAUUGCGAGGCUUCUUUUGGAAUCACACCGCUGAUGAUAGCUCGGAGGAAUAAUCACAGCGACGUUAUUCAAAUUCUCAUUAAAUAUAACGCUAAAGAAUAAAGUAUUUAUACGUAAAAA